UGCGCCAACAAACUCUACCACAACUACGGCUACAACUGCAGCAACAACUUCAGAUUUGAAUAUUCUACCACAACUAAGGCUGACACCACAACAGCCGAACCAACAGCCAGAACAGCAAACAGCUACGUUUGUAUUUACUUCACCCACUUCCACGUUUAAACGUAAGAAGCAACAACAGUUGUUGAAAGAAGAACAGGAAGUUAAACAACAAAAGCAACAGCAACAAGAACAUUAUAACAAUAACUUGUAUAAAAUUGGCAAAAGCCAAGAAAGGCCAAUAGGCACCACUGAAAGUGCAACAACCUUAAAUGAAGAUUAUCAAUGCAGGACUACAAUACAAAGCACAAAUAAUAGAGGAAGUAAUUUAACUCCCAAACGACAGUCUCUACUAUUGCAGCAACAACGAACCAACAACACAACAACAGCAACAAAUGAUACAAAGACGGUGAUAAACAAUAGUUUAGGUGUUACACUACCAGACACCGUUACAUAUGCCCCAUCAUCGUCAUCUACAUUCACAUCUUACAUCAGCGGAAACGGAACUUUAAACAGAAACUCUAACGGUAACGGAUCUACGCGUUUAGCAUUCAAAACGCACACACUGCCAGCCAUAACAAAAACAUCCACCCAUUCAACAUUCAUUACGGAUGGUGUGGUGGAUUUGGUGGCGGCUACCAACCGAACAGCAAAAUCAAAAGGAAUCGCAGGAAAAGGCAGUAACAUUAACAGUAACAGCAACAACAACAAACUGUCCGCAUCGUGUAAACGUCGUCAGAAAAUGCAAGCCAGCAGUAGUGGCGGCAGUGGUACGACAACAACAGCAAAGGGCAACAGUACUUCUAGUCUAAUGGAUGACAUUGAAAUGCAUUUGGGUUUAAUUGGAUGGCGCAAAAAGUGUCUGUACACUUUACUUGUGCUGCUAAUGCUACUGAUAAUCAUAAACUUAGGACUAACGCUAUGGAUAUUGAAGGUCAUGGAAUUCUCAACGGAAGGUAUGGGCCAACUGAAAAUUGUUCCUGGUGGCAUACAACUAACUGGACAAGCUUUAAUUAUGGACAUGUUAAGAGCAUCCACAAUACGCUCAAGGCAUGGGCAACCUAUAGCAAUAGAAUCAUCACGUAAUUUUUCAAUCAAUACACGUGACACGAAUGGUAUGCUCGAAAAUCAUUUAUUCCUGGGACACGAUAAGCUUGAGUGCAUGGCGACAGGUUUUCGUAUCAAUGAUACAAACGGAAGAAAUUUAUUUUCUGUAAAUCGUAAUGAAGUUACAAUCGGUGCACACGCUCUAAGAAUUGAUGGUGAAGGUGGUGCCAUAUUUCGAGAGUCAAUACAGACACCGCAUGUACGUGCCGAACCAGGACGUGAAUUAAGAUUGGAAUCACCCACACGUCAAUUGGAAAUGACAGCUGCAAAGGAUAUAAAUUUUCAAUCACGUGCAGGAGGUAUUGAAAUCUCAGCACUGGAGGAUGUUAAACUGACAGCACUGGAUGGCAGUCUUCGCUUUGAAUCCUCCAAGAUUUUCAUGCCCAACCUACGUACGGUGCAAUUACCCCUGCCGGGGACACCACAAAGUCGUGAGCAUCUGCAUCGUGUUUUUCAAUUGUGUGCCUGUGCGAAUGGUAAACUAUUUCUGGCGGCACCGCAUUCAAUAUGUGCCGGCGAUGAUACAACCGUCUGCAGAUGAUCAACUGAAGAAAACUAACAGGACAAUAAACAGAAGCAAACAAAUUAAAGAAAGUAAAACACAACAACAGCAAACUUUAUAAGAAAUAAAUAAGAACUGACAAUGCGCCUGAUGCAGGGGUUUAGAUAAAUACACUUAGAGAAAACCAACAUAAAUUAUAAAACAUAUUUAAAAUUAGAUUUUUAAAUAUAAAUAUAUAGACAUAAAUAAUAAUAAAAGAAACAAAAAAAAACAAAAUAAUUAAUAAGCCGCCGAAAGUUAUUUGAGAUGAAUUUUGUAUGUUGAUUAUAACCAAAAAAAAGAAUGUAUAAUUUAUUUUUAGUAUUUAGUAGAGUAUAUUAUAAAUAUUGUUUGUUAUUAACUAAAAAUAAACCAAAUACAUAAAAUGUAUGUAAAUAUUAUUAAAUAUAAAUUAGUUGUUGAUUUAGUCCCCAAAAAAAAAUAAAAACAAGAAUAUUGAUAUAACUAGCAAUUAUAAAAGGAAAAUUAAUAACAAAUAUGGCAAUUAUUUUGAAACAAAUUAAUAAAUUUAAAAACCCAAAAAAAAUAAAUAAAUUGAAAAACUAUUUAUAAAUGAGUAUGUGUCUAUUAAAAUUUAUAGCCAUGAAUGCAAAAAUACAUGUAUACUUAUGUAAAUUUAUAUAUAUAGAAAGUAUAUUAAACCCAAAUACAUAAAACAUAUUUAUAUAUACA
Messenger RNA from Calliphora vicina (urban bluebottle blowfly), 2377 nucleotides. It is a transcript of the gene Scgdelta, whose product is annotated as sarcoglycan delta. The coding region runs from base 779 to 1684 and encodes 301 amino acids. NCBI's taxonomy places the organism in Eukaryota, Metazoa, Arthropoda, Insecta, Diptera, Calliphoridae. The record is from RefSeq and is a predicted model, not a curated record. The transcript is spliced from 5 exons. Gene Ontology annotation, biological process: heart contraction. Gene Ontology annotation, cellular component: sarcoglycan complex; membrane.